Messenger RNA from Symbiodinium sp. CCMP2456, 1689 nucleotides. Lineage: Eukaryota; Dinophyceae; Suessiales; Symbiodiniaceae. The record is from the annotation of a GenBank genome assembly.
GAGAAGGCGCCGCCACCGCCGCGACGGACACCCACACCGUCACCAGCCAGGUCAGAGUCGCAGAAGAACCUUUCGGACUACGAGGGGGAACUCUCCAGGUCGCCGUCGAGACCAAAAAAGCGAAGGGCCGCACCGUCUGGGUCCCCGGAGCGGGUGCCGCCAACGCAGUUCGAAGACUACGAGCCAGCCGGCGAUGGCAGUGGCUGGUAUGUCUACAAGAAGACAGCAAAAUGGAAGUUUCACCCGGAAACGGGUCUCUAUUUCCACUUGAAGACACAGGUGUACUACACACCAAAGGAAAGUGACAAUCGCUUCUUCAGAAGGAUCGACGACGACGACGAUCCCCUGGUAAAGAAGAUGAAACAGUCCGAAGAGAUGCGAAGAGCCAUCUCAAAGACAGAAUUUGUGAAGUUUGAGGUGGAGGGCGCUCAGGGUGAGGAUGGUUCUGCCCGCGCCGAAGAGCCAGCGCCUGCGCCGAAGGCGCCGGAGAAGGAGGAGGAUACGCGGAUGGACGGCCGGGUCAACAAGUGGGACUCGGAGAAGGGCUUCGGCUUCAUCAUGCCCGCCGGGAAGGAGGAGGGCGGAGAAGUCGGUAAAGGCCUUUUCGUCCACCGAAAGUUCAUCGUGGGCAGCACUCCGACGAACCCAAUCAAUCUAAAGGAGGGUGUGAAGGUCAGCUUCAAGCAAGGCACGCAGGACGGCAAGCCCUGUGCGCUCGAGGUGUUGAUGUUAGGUGCAGACGGCAAGCCACUUCCUAUCCACGCUGGCGCCCAGACGCUGGAGGAGAAGAAGAAGAGCUAUCAUGUCUCGGCCGAGUCGCUGGGCCUUCGGGUGCAUUGCGAAAGCUGGCCCGGGCUCAAGAAGACCCUCCAGGACCGAUAUGUCAUGGACGAACCGCUCGAGGAGCUCGGCGUCUACUUCGCCGUCCUCGACGGUCACGGUGGAACACAGGUGGCGGACAUGGUGAAGGAGAAGCUUCACAAGAAUGUCCUCCAGCAAAUGAGGCAAAAACAGGUUCAACCUGCGUCUCGGGACGAGAAAAUCAAGCUGGCCAUCAAGGAGGCGUUCCUCCAAACCGACAAGGAGAUUUUGGCCCUAGCGGAGCGCAAGAAGUUUGAGCUUGUUGGCUCCACUUGCGUUUCAGUGAUACUGCAUGGCAACCCGAAGCUGGGGACAGCCCUGCGUUUGGUAGUGUCAAAUCUUGGAGAUUCGCGGGCCGUCCUUUGCCGUGCAGGGCAGGCCGUGCCAGCCUCCGAGGAUCACCGACCAACUCGAAUCGAUGAGAAAAAACGCAUUGAGCGAGUUGGCGGUCUCGUUUUGCAGGUUCGUGGAGCUUGGCGCGUUGCCACCUCGACGAAUCCCAAUUCCAUGAACAAGGCUGCCAGAAGAGAAUACCAGGGCCUCGCCAUGACCCGAUCUUUCGGCGAUCUGCAUUUCAAGCGGCCCAUCGGGCUGGCCAUUGCGGAGCCGGAGGUUCGGAUCGUUCCUCUUUCGGACAAGGACCUGUUUAUAGUUCUUGCAACGGACGGCGUCUACGACGUCCUCAGCAACCAGGAAGUUAUCGACCUGGCCAUGAGGCAUUGGCGAGAGCCCGAAGAAGCCGCAAAGAACAUUGUCCGAUCAGCCUACAAACGCGGGAGCGAGGACAACCUGACCGUCUUGGUGGUGCAAUUUGGUGGGACCAGCUGA